Messenger RNA from Pungitius pungitius (ninespine stickleback), 2914 nucleotides. RefSeq lists its product as uncharacterized. Gene Ontology annotation, biological process: cell surface receptor signaling pathway. The coding region runs from base 152 to 1813 and encodes 553 amino acids. Gene Ontology annotation, molecular function: transmembrane signaling receptor activity. Lineage: Eukaryota; Metazoa; Chordata; Actinopteri; Perciformes; Gasterosteidae. The record is from RefSeq and is a predicted model, not a curated record. The transcript has 9 exons. Gene Ontology annotation, cellular component: plasma membrane.
UGGCGCUUUCCUGGACGCGGUGACGUCACCCGCUGCUGCGCGUCCAGGGGACCGCACAGCAGCUCAGAAGCUGGUUGGAGCUGUAACUCCGAUCUGCUCGGUCCUCGUCCGGAUCACGGAGCAGCAACACGGCCGCCACACGGACAGAGCGAUGAGGGCAAUGCAACGUCUGCUGCUCCUGGCAGAGUUUGUGCUCCUUGCAAGAUGUCAAAAGCUACAAGUUGAUAUCUCACCUCAACUAGAGAAGAUCUUUUUGGGGGACUUAAUUCGUUUGAGAUGUGACAGCUCCAAUGGCAGUGAAGUGAAAUGGUACAUGAACGGCACAGAACAAAAUCAGAGGAGCCACACCCUGAAGAUUGAAGUUGCUACACUCAAGCACUCAGGCAUUUAUCAAUGUGAACGCGGCACGCUAAAGAGUGACGACUAUCCCAUCACCGUCCAGGAUUACGUUCCCAAGGCCUCGCUCACCAUCAGGACCGGCCAGCCUGUGGUGCGGAAGGGAGGCUCAGUCAUCCUGCAGCUGGACCAUGAGGACGGUGUAAAGGGAUGGAAGUGCUGGGUCAACACAGGAGAACAGACACAGAAGGUUCCAAUGAGACGGAGCCUUGAGAAGGCAGUGAGGGUGGUCUUUCAAACCCACAGACUGGAAGCUCCAGAGAGCGUUUUCUGGUGUACUGGUACUCAACAACUCAGGAGCAACCAAAUCCUGGUCAGAACCUCAGUUUCAGAGCAGUACGUGGCGUUGGAGAUGUACCCUCUGCCCGCUGUGGUUGGGGAGAGUCUGACCCUAAAGUGCCUCGUCUGGGGCGCCGAGAGAAUCAUCCGCGCUGUUUUCUACAAAGACACUAAGAGCAUUCAGGAAAGCCAGCAGUUCACCUACCACAUCGAUAAUGUGACAGACUCUACUGGUGGAAGAUAUAAGUGCGAGGCCACCUACACAUACAAGCAACACAGCGCCGGGCCGCCGUACCAAGUGUUCUCUGAUGAACAAAAUGUGUUUGUCCAAGUGUCUCCCAUGAGGGCGGUUCUGGUCUCUGCAGGCUCCAGCAUGUCGUGUUCUUGUCUGCGUUGUCGUGCUAAUGGCACCUAUCACUGGUACAUCUAUCAUGGCGAGGGAUGGCUGCUUAUGAGUUCCAGGCAACGGGUCAUGACGCCGGAAAAGAGUGGCACCUACGCAUGUCGUAUGGUUUGGACCGAGGGGAGGUCUGCGCUCAGCAACGUCCACAUCUAUCAAUCCAAAUCCAUUCCAAUGUCAAUUGUUGUGAUCUUGGUUCUAUUAGUGGUUGUGGGUCUGGGUGUGUGUUUUUGUUUCAUAAUUAAAAGGAGAAAUACCACUGAUCAAGUUUACGAGGACGUGCCGCUGAGAUCUCGAGACACCGCUGACGGCGGAUACGAUGUGCUGAAGAAACGUCCCCAAGGUGAAGGCGAGUACGACACCCUGCAGCCAGGAGCGUCGGGCGAACAGCCGAAAGAAGGCGAGUACCAGGCCCUGAAGAAAGGAGAAGCUACCGAGUACGACACCCUGCAGCCAGGAGCAUCGGGGGAACAGGCGAAAGAAGGCGAGUACCAGGCCCUGAAGAAAGGAGAAGCUACCGAGUACGACACCCUGCAGCCAAAAGCGCCGGGGGAACAGGCGAAAGAAGGCGAGUACCAGGCCCUGAAGAAAGGAGAAGCUAGCGAGUACGACACCCUGCAGCCAGGAGCAUCGGGGGAACAGGCGAAAGGAGGCGAGUACGAGGCCCUGAAGAAAGGAGAAGCUACCGAGGGGGUCUACCACACCCUGGGGAUGGGGGGGGCAGAGGGAGGGGAGUGAGCGUAGGAGGCCGAAUGACAAGGAUUUAGAAUAGGAGAUUGGGGGGACAGAAGAGGAACAAAAGACAGAGAGAUACAGACACCUGAGAAGGACAGAUGGGUCUUUUUUAUUAGAAAAAGUCAAAUUUUUCCACAAAUUAGAUUUCAUCAGAAGUUAACUUUGUGUAGAUGUACGACAGAAACCAGGGGUCAUGAUCCAGAAUUGUGAAAUGAAAGCUGUGUUUUACUGUCAGUGAAGAAAAAAGACGGAAAAUAUCAAAAUUAUAUCCUCUUUAUGAAUAUAUGUUGCAUAGCACAGCAGGAAGCCGUUGAUGCAUUUGCUUUUUAUUACUGUAUUUAUCAUGUUAAUUAUUCUGUCAAAUGUAAAUAGCCAUUAAAAGUGAACAGAAGAGGGUAUUUUGAUUUAUCUACAGAAAAUACCAGAUAUUAUGUCAGGUCUGAUCCUGUCGACCACUUUCUUCAGCAUCAAAAAAUGUUUUGAAGAAAAGUCUGAAUAUAUUUGGUAAAAAAUGUCUUAAAGAAUUUUGUCUAAAUUUUUUUGGAAAUUGGAUAUUCAUGGAAAUUGGCUCACGUAUGGUAUUCUGAGAGGCCUUCCCUUUUUUUUUUAAACGCAUGUCAUUUCUCAGAAAAGUCUCACUUAGAGACCAACCGGCAAGCAGAUGGUCGAUCUUGGUUGCGCAAUAUAACCGACUUUAGCCGAUCGCGAUCUCGCAUUUCUCGCUGAAUGUCGACUCCUUGUACAACACAGCAGUCUGACUCUGACCAAUCAAAAUGAUUGAGGCUCGUUGCUGCUGAACACUGCUCUCAGCAACAGAAACUGCAUCGUGUUUGUAAUCCCACAACGGCCGUAAGAUUUUUACUUUUGAAGGCUUUUUCUUUUCUUUUUUUGCUGAAUAAAACACAUAUAAUAGCAAUAUAUCAUUUCAUUGUACCGCCAAGGAGAAGUUUACUUUUGUUUCUGAAAAUUUAUUUUCUUUACCGAUGAUUUCUGUGACAUUGCAAAUAACAAAAAAAAAUUCAUAGACUGUGCUUUUGCAUUCUAACAUAAAAUGUUUGUAUAUCAUUGUGUGUGUCGAGCAGAUUAAAAUUCAGUAUUUUGAGA